Eruca vesicaria subsp. sativa (arugula) is the source of this 1161-nucleotide messenger RNA. The record is from the annotation of a GenBank genome assembly. NCBI's taxonomy places the organism in Eukaryota, Viridiplantae, Streptophyta, Magnoliopsida, Brassicales, Brassicaceae.
AUGUGCAGCAACGCACUAGCAAUGAUCAAGAACAUGACUGAUACCGACAUAGCCAAUUUCGAGCUAAAAGCCAAAUCCUUCUCAAACAACCGUAACCUCAAGGAAGAGGAUACUACAAUGGCCGUAGAUAUUGCCGGUGCCGGAGAAGCACACGCAGAUGGGUGGCCAAGUUGGUUAUCCCCGGGAGAUAGGAGGCUUCUUCAAGGGACUAGAGUGAGAGCCGAUGCAACUGUGGCAGCUGACGGCAGCGGUAAAUUCAAGACUAUUGCGGCUGCGGUUGCGGCUGCCCCGGAUAAUAGUAAGAGUAGGUAUGUGAUACAUAUAAAAGCAGGUGUUUAUAGAGAGAAUGUGGAAGUGUCUAAGAAGAAAAAGAAUAUAAUGUUUAUGGGAGAUGGUCGGACAAGAACUAUUAUUACCGGAAAUAGAAAUGUUGUUGACGGUAGCACCACGUUUCACUCCGCCACCGUUGCUGCUGUCGGGGAGAGAUUUCUAGCGCGGGACAUCACUUUCCAAAACACGGCUGGUCCGUCGAAGCACCAAGCGGUGGCUCUCCGCGUCGGUUCAGACUUCUCCGCAUUUUACCAAUGCGACAUGUUAGCUUACCAAGACACUCUCUACGUCCACUCCAACCGUCAGUUCUUCGUCAAGUGCCUCAUCGCCGGAACCGUCGACUUCAUCUUCGGAAACGCCGCCGUCGUUCUCCAAGACUGCGACAUCCACGCUCGCCGACCAAACUCCGGCCAGAAAAACAUGGUCACAGCCCAAGGAAGGACCGAUCCUAACCAAAACACUGGGAUCGUUAUCCAAAAAUGUAGGAUCGGUGCCACGUCGGAUUUGCAGGGCGUGAAAGGUAGUUUUCCGACGUAUCUUGGUCGGCCGUGGAAAGAGUACUCACAGACGGUGAUCAUGCAGUCGGAUAUAUCCGACGUGAUCCGACCCGAAGGGUGGUCUGAGUGGACAGGGACUUUUGCGUUGAACACUUUGACUUAUAGAGAGUAUGCGAAUAGAGGAGCAGGGGCUGGAACUUCAAGGAGAGUGAAGUGGAGGGGCUUUAAGGUAAUUACGGCGGCUGGUGAAGCUCAGAGAUAUACUGCUGGUCAGUUUAUCGGUGGUGGAGGGUGGUUAGGUUCAACCGGUUUCCCAUUCUCGCUAGGUCUUUGA